Messenger RNA from Vitis riparia (riverbank grape), 1806 nucleotides. RefSeq lists its product as uncharacterized. Bases 1049 to 1666 code for a protein of 205 amino acids. The record is from RefSeq and is a predicted model, not a curated record. NCBI's taxonomy places the organism in Eukaryota, Viridiplantae, Streptophyta, Magnoliopsida, Vitales, Vitaceae. The transcript has a single exon.
GUUGGAGCUCAUUGUUUUGUAUUUCAGGGAUUGGGCUAACAGAAUGCCAGGCCUGGUUUUCAAGGACAAUUGGCCUCUUUUCUGGAUGCUACAAGUAAAGGUGACAAUUCAUGUUGAUGGUUGGUGUUUCGGUACUAGCUAAAUAAAUUAAAUGCACGAAAAAUAAUUGGGUUAGAAAUAUGAAUGCCCUGGCUAGUUGGCUCUAUUAUAUUGGAUUGGCAUCUUUUACCCCUCCCAAAAGGGUCCUGUCCUAUUCUACCCACAUGCAGCCUGGGUUGUAUUUGAUAAAGCCAACCUAGCCCACUAAAAAUCCAAUGGGAACCAUCUAGCCACUCAGAAAAUAAGGAUGUUUCUGCCUUUCACUUUCUAAUUUAUUUUAUCUACCUAUGUGUCAAGAAUACUGGCCUCUAGAUGGAUUCUGGGUCCAGGAAUACAAUUAUAAUUUUUAAUCCUUCUGUGCGGAGUGGUGGCCAUUGUUGCUAUGUUCUGUCAGCCUAUACGCAAGUUGGAGAAUAGUGAAGGGCAGAUGCGUUUCCCCCACGCCUACCACUGCAAGUUGGGAGCUGGAUAUCAUAAAAGGAGAUGAAAAAGGCAUCCAUCCCCGUCAUCUCACUUUCGAGGGAUCUGGCAAAACUAAGAUAAGGCCUAGCCUUAUUCUUUGUUUGUUCCAAUGAGAAACGGUUCUUUAAGAAUAAUUAGCAAAAAUGGUAGGUAAAGAACAAAGUUGGUUCCCUUUACCACACACCCACAAUUCAACACGCACCAUUACAGGACAAGCCCAAGAAAAGUGAGAAAAAAUGGUUAGAAGUCCUCUUAGAUCAAUUAGCAAUAGUAUCCAUGGUUAUCCUUUCAGUAAAGUAUUAUCUUGCGUCAAAGACUUAGCGUAGGAUCUAAGUUGGUCUACGAAUUUGGUGGAUGGAUAUGAACGCUGCGGGAAAAAAAUAUUUCCUUUGAAGAUGGAAUCUAGCUUUUCAUAUUAUAAAGAGCCAUCCAUUUUUAUGCCACCUUCACAACACUGCAAGCCUUCCUCUGUAUCGCAAGCACGCCAAUGUAUUGCUUGAACUUGAGAAAGAGGCUUUUGCCAGCCAGAAAGGCCUGGAGGAGCUUCACCACCAAGCUUCAAAGCAAACUGCACAAGCUCCAGAAGUCUAAAUCCAUCAAGAAGAAAACCCCCUGCCAAAGGAAGGCUUUCAAGAGAACUAAAUACCGGACCAGCACUGCAGUUCUUCGGCCCUCAGUAUCGUCUCAGCCCCAUCUUCAGCAUAAAAAACAGUUAAUCCAGCCACCCAACACGCUUGCUGUUCAGUAUCGUCGAAGCCAUGUAGUGCAGAAGAGGGCUGCACCUGUAUAUGUGGAUGAGCUCUUUAACGAGCCCAUCUCCAAGGGGGUAGAGCCCCUCCACACACCAGCAGUCGCAGCAGGAGGAAGCAAGGGUGCUGCUGCAAGGUGUCCACCGAGCACGAAGAGGAUGAAGGUUCUUAACCAACCGGCUAUGCUGCCAGGAUCAAGCCAGGAAAGGAGGAAGUGCAGCAGUGAUCAAAAGACACGCGGAGCAGAUGAAAUGUGGGAAUCUGUGGGAUUGGCAUCACCACUGAUGUAUGGAAUAGAUGAAAGGGCAGAGGAGUUCAUAGCAAGAUUCAGGGCGGAUUUGGCCCGCGGAGUAUAGCACACUGAAGUGCCAGAUAGAAUUUAGAUCUAAUCUUCGAACUCUUUUUGGUAUGUAUUUCAGUUUGUAAAGGAGUUGAUGAUAUGAAUGAAAAAGAAAGGGGGGUUCAUUUGUACCUGCACCCAACUGUUCAGAUAUUA